Messenger RNA from Boleophthalmus pectinirostris (great blue-spotted mudskipper), 1293 nucleotides. It is a transcript of the gene mid1ip1l, whose product is annotated as MID1 interacting protein 1, like. Gene Ontology annotation, biological process: regulation of lipid biosynthetic process. Bases 216 to 707 code for a protein of 163 amino acids. Lineage: Eukaryota; Metazoa; Chordata; Actinopteri; Gobiiformes; Gobiidae. The transcript is spliced from 2 exons. The record is from RefSeq and is a predicted model, not a curated record. Gene Ontology annotation, cellular component: cytosol.
UGUCCUAUAUAAAUACGAUUGCGCCUGUCCGUUAGCUGGGGAAAAUUUCGGCUUUCCUUCCUGGUGGGUGGUGUGAGGAGUUUGGAUAAAACGGGGCUUUGAAAGCACGGAAAGAUCCAACCUGUUACCUCGUGGUCCAGAUCAGCCACCAAUCAGCUCUGCCUUAACUUCACCUGCCAGCCAAACUGUAACCAAGCGGAACUUAAGCCUUCAAAAUGAUGCAAAUCAACAGCGACUCCGCCUGCAACAAGCACUCCCUCAUCAACGUCAUGCACCGCUUUAUCGCAGCUGCCAAUAACAUGGAUGAGACCAUCAUGGUGCCGAGCCUGCUGCGAGACGUGCCGCUGGAGGAGCAGGUGAAGAGCGAAGUGGAAACUAACAAUAACGAAACACCAUGUCCUAAUAAGCAACGGGACAUGUACGAGCACUACCUGCUGCUCAAGUCCAUAAAGAACGACAUGGAAUGGGGUUUGCUCAAGAGGGAGAUUAGCAGUGGAGCCAGCUUCCUGGAGAUGGCGGUGAAACAGGAGGAGGAGCAGCAGCCAGUCAUGGGAGAGCUGAAUCUAGAGGUCAACGCAGACCUAGAGCACCAGUUUCAUUAUCACCUCAGGGGACUGUUCACAGUCUUGUCCAAGCUCACUGUACAAGCAGACCACCUCACCAACAGAUACAAGCGUGAGAUAGGAGGAGGAAAUUUCAUGAGAUAAUGGGCGCACCUGUCUGAACUGGUUUACACUUUGGGUUGUUGAGAAGGUGGCAUUCUUCCCAACUGGUUUCAAUGGACGGAUAAGGACAACCACUCUGAAUUUUCUAAUUCAGUUGCACUCCAGACCCCCGUGCUGCUCUCCUGAUUUCCCAGUAAACUCCUUUUUAAAACCAAUGAUGCCUGCAUGGAUGGUUUUGCAGCAGUAUCAGUGCUUGGCAGAGGUUUGAGUCAGUCCAGAUGAAGCACAGCUAAAAACAAUUAGUUUAAUUUCAUAUUUGACAAAUGUCACCCUACUGUGGUCAUGAAUAAAAGGAUCCUAAUAGGAGAAAGAUGAAUGCUGGUUAUUCGGUCCCUCCUCUUUUAAAGGUUUUAAAGCUGAGCUGAUGGCUCUGAGCAGUCAUUUCCACUAAGUGUUGCUGUAACAUGGCGUGCCUUGACUUUUUGUAUGUCAUCUUCAUGCCCUGUUCAGUUUCCUCCCAUGUGGUUACAAAUGUCUGAACUUUUAAGGUAUUAUCACAUGUUGUUUUAAACUGUUUUAUAUUUUAAACACAUUGCAGUUAAACUGAAAUAAAUAAUUUGAAAACCCA